Molecule: messenger RNA, 1025 nt
Organism: Rana temporaria (common frog)
Lineage: Eukaryota; Metazoa; Chordata; Amphibia; Anura; Ranidae
Gene: PBDC1
Product: polysaccharide biosynthesis domain containing 1
Exons: 6
Coding region: 101-610 (169 amino acids)
Cellular component (GO): cytoplasm
Source: RefSeq, a predicted model, not a curated record
AAGGCGGGCGUGUUUGCAGGGAACAGUAGACAUGGCGGAACUGACUUCACGCGUGAAGGGGAUAAAUUACUUCCGGGGUGAGAGGUGAAAGUGAAGCACGAUGGAAUUCCCUACAGGAGGAAUGUCAGGCUUGGACUCACUGGGAGCGUCAGGAGCGCUGUCAGUGGCACAGGCACUAUCACUGCCUGCAGAAUCCUAUGGCAAUGAUCCCAAUGUGGAGAUGGCUUGGGCCAUGAAGGCCUAUCAACAUGCAGAGGUUUACUUUAAUCUUAUAGGCUCUGUGGACCCACGUCACCUCAAACUGACGCGCAAAGAUGAUGUCAUUUAUGAAGCUUUUAGAGGUGACUUUCCUGAGCUCCGUAUUGAUGUUCUGGAUCCAGACGAUCUGAAAUCUCCUGCAGCCAAAGAGAAAUGGCGGCCUUUCUGCAUGAAAUUCGAGACUGAAGUAGAAGACUUUAAUUACGGAACGUUGUUAAGGCUGGACUGCAGCAAAGAUUACACAGAGGAAAACACCAUCUUCGCAACCCGGAUCCAAUUUUAUGCUAUAGAAAUCGCACGGAACAGGGAGGGAUUCAACGAUGUCCUCUUCCAUCACAGAGCAGUGGAAUGAAGUUCUUGGGAAUCCCCAAUUCUAUGGUUUCACCCCAAACCCGCUCAUGGAAAAGCAAUCCAUUACCCAGCAGCUUCUUCUUGCCAUGUGUCACAAUACCAAUUAACAAACAAUUCAAUUUUAUUUUCUGCAGUUUCCACUAUACACUCAUUUGGCAAACAGUAAAAUACCCAGAAUUCAUUGCUGUCAACAUAGACUUCUAACCCACCUCAGAGCCAACAAGUGCCGAACAAGAGUAUUUUUUUUUUCUUUUUUAAACAUUUUUCCAAUAAAAUAAAAUACAUGUAUAUCUACACCUCUCUUAAAUCCACAUGUGACUGAAUAGUUGCCUCAAUCUUGUACCCAGAUCUCUGCACCACUGUAUGAACAAGAUUGUGCCUUAAGAGAGAACAUAAAAUGUUAUAAAUUCCUCUCA